Brassicogethes aeneus is the source of this 424-nucleotide messenger RNA. The record is from the annotation of a GenBank genome assembly. Lineage: Eukaryota; Metazoa; Arthropoda; Insecta; Coleoptera; Nitidulidae.
UUAGUUACAUAACCACACAUAAAAGUGAGGUUAUAUUUACUUGGAAACGUCAGUUCACUCAAAAUAUACGUGAUAUUUGGACUGUCAAGUCAUGGGCAAUCAAAUAAGUCAAAAUGUGGAGGCUGCAUCGACAGCCACAGCCAAGUCAAAUGAAGAACCUAAAAAAUUAAAGGCGUGUUGUGCCUGCCCGGAAACCAAAAAAGUUAGGGAUGCUUGCAUCAUCGAAAAUGGGGAAGAAAACUGUCAACACUUAAUCGAAGCUCAUAAAAAGUGUAUGAGGGAUUUAGGCUUUAAUAUAUAAACAAUACAUAAUUGAUAUUAUAAUGUUCGUAAUUAAGUAAUGUUUAAUGUUGAACUAGUCGUAGGAUAUUUUACCAAAAUUUCAUCAUGUGAAUUGGUAAAACUGUAAAUAAAAAACAUAACC